Messenger RNA from Pseudozyma flocculosa PF-1, 1050 nucleotides. RefSeq lists its product as uncharacterized. The transcript is spliced from 6 exons. The record is from RefSeq and is a predicted model, not a curated record. Gene Ontology annotation, molecular function: protein dimerization activity; DNA-directed RNA polymerase activity; DNA binding. The coding region runs from base 1 to 1050 and encodes 349 amino acids. Gene Ontology annotation, cellular component: RNA polymerase II, core complex. Gene Ontology annotation, biological process: DNA-templated transcription. Lineage: Eukaryota; Fungi; Basidiomycota; Ustilaginomycetes; Ustilaginales; Ustilaginaceae.
AUGAACGGCACCAAUGGCACGUCGCGGUACGACCCGCUCGCACAGGCGCAGCAGAGACCCAAGAUCACCAUCCGAGAGAUCAACAGGGACCAUGCCGACUUUAUCCUUGAGAACGUCGACCUGAGCUUUGCCAACUCGCUGCGCAGAAUCAUGAUCGCAGAUAUCCCGACAGUCGCCAUCGACAUGGUCGAGAUCCGCAACAACACCACCGUCCUCCCCGACGAGUUCCUCGCGCAUCGGCUCGGAAUGAUCCCAUUGCUGAGCAUGGAUGCGGCCAAGGCGCUGGUGGACCACGGUGACUGCGCGUGCGAGGACGGAUGCGACCGCUGCUCGAUAGAGCUUCGGAUCAAGAUCUCAUGCACGACAAGAGGAAACCUCGAGGUCACGACAAACGACCUGGUCCGGAGCGACACCAUCCAGGACGCCGUCACGUUCGACGACGAUGCGAUGCAAGAACCGCCGGCACCAAAGCACCCCGACUUUGGCAAGCCCGUGGGGCACGACGGCAGCAUCCCGCCAAUCAUCAUUGUCAAGAUGACCCGGGGGCAGGAGCUCGACGUGCGGUGUAUCGCGAGAAAGGGCUUUGCCAAGGAGCACGCCAAGUGGUCGCCGUGCUCUGCAGUGGGGUUCGAGUACGACCCGCACAACUCGCUGCGGCACACGACCUACUGGUACGAGAUCGAUGCCAAGUCCGAGUGGCCAGAGGGGCCCAACGCGCGCGAGGAGGAGCCGCCGCAGGACGGCGCGCCGUUCGACUACCACAAAAAGGCGAGCAAGUUUUACUUUGACGUCGAGUCGAGCGGGUCGAUGCACCCCGCCGAGAUUGUCGAGACGGGCCUCAACCUGCUCGAGUACCGCACCGCCCAGAUUGUCCAGGAGCUCGGCCUGAUGGAGGAGCCGGCCGUGGGCAACGGCGCGCCGGACAUGGGAGGCAUGGGCAGCAUGGGGAUGGGCAUGGGCAUGGGCGUCGGCGUGGGCAUGGACGGCAUGAUGAACGGCCACAUGAACGGCCACGCCGGUGGCGGCGGCGACAUGGACGGGUGGAACUGA